AUGCUAACGCCAUCUGAGGACUUUCUUCUUUCCGUGCUUGAAACCACCGUCACUAAGCGCGAUGCUCGUGCUUACAUCAACAAAUUUGUCCUCCAUGGUCCGAAACCGGAGCCCGAGCUUGAAGCACAACAGGAGCCCAUGUACGUUGCAGUGGUGAAAUUUCGAGCCCCCCACGAGGUAGACGACACAACGCUUCUUGGUGUGGGGAGGACUUUGGGCCAGCUGCGAAAGCUUGGUCUUAUCAGUAUCGUUGUUGUUGAUUGCGAUGCUGUCGCUGGGAAUGCCGUCGAGCAGCGCCGUGUCAUUACUCAGCAAGCCGAGCGUAUAGCCAUGGCAAUCGACAGCUACGAUGAGCCUGGUGCUAGAAUUGUCGACUCUCCAAUUACGAUCGGAAGCUCAAUUGGCAAAGGGACUUCUCCCUACACCUCAGACGAUCUAUUUAUCAGCCAACCAUACGAACUCAUGAAUUCACUCCAGGAAGAGCUCAUCCCCAUCAUCCCCUCCGUCGGGUACAAAGAAGACACCUGCACAUUCAAAUGCGUAGAUGCAAACGAGGCUGUGAUUGCACUGGCAAGACAGCUCUCCGGUCUUCAAUUCUUGGGCCAGCCAACUGAGGAUGCUCACAUCACAAAGCUGCUGAGGGCGGCGGAGGUGUACAGACUAAUUGUCUUAGAUCCUGUUGGAGGAAUUCCUGCAAGAAAUCGUGCAACGGGCCGCUAUAUGUUCCUCAAUAUGGCGCAAGAGUUUGACGAGGUUACCAAGCACCUGGACGUUCCAGCGUCACCAGCUGAUGUGAGGUCAGCUAAUUACCAUCACCUGAGAAACACAGAGCUGGCCAAGAGGGUGCUAUCUUUAUUACCACCCACAUCCUCGGCUGUCAUUACAACACCACAGGAGGUGGUGAAUGACCGAAGGCCAGACAAGGACGACACGGUUGCCUUCGUGGGCACCCGACGAAAACUGAACCCGCUGAUCCAUAAUCUACUCACGGAUAAGCCCGUACAGUCAUCCUCAUUGCCACCUGGACGCUUUCGUCCGGUCGUAACAGCCAGCGGGGCGCCGCGAAUUGGCUCUUUGACGACGCUUGCUAAAAAGGGAAUGCCAUUGACGAUAUUUCCCAAUCCUCAAAUUUCGCCUUGGAAACUACCUCAGCCUGGCGAGUCGCGUCUGAGGCUAACGGAUUCAUGCGUUGAUCUGCCUCGGCUGGUGCACUUGAUUGAUGAUUCGUUUGGCCGCAAGCUGGAUGUUGAAGCGUACCUGAAGAGGGUAAAUGAAAAUAUUGCAGGCAUUAUCAUUGCUGGAGAGUAUGAGGGCGGCGCCAUCCUGACAUGGGAGAAGCCAUUCCGUGAAGAUGGAUCGGAGACGAUAGACCCAUCCAGAAUGGUGCCUUAUCUGGACAAGUUCGCGGUGCUGAGGAAGAGUCAAGGUGCGGGUGGCGUGGCAGACAUUGUGUUCAAUGCCAUGGUACGAGACUGCUUCCCGGAGGGUGUCUGCUGGAGAAGCAGGAAGGACAACCCCGUGAACAAGUGGUAUUUUGAGCGGUCGCGGGGAACGCACAAGUUGAGCGACAUGAAUUGGACCAUGUUCUGGACGACACCGGACUUGACACUGGAUGAACAGAAAUACCGGGACUAUGAAAGUGUCUGCCGUGGCGUUGAGCCAUCAUGGGCAGACAAGAAACAUAUUCUCGAUUAG
Messenger RNA from Pseudomassariella vexata, 1695 nucleotides. RefSeq lists its product as uncharacterized. The transcript is spliced from 2 exons. Gene Ontology annotation, molecular function: arginine binding; L-glutamate N-acetyltransferase activity, acting on acetyl-CoA as donor. The coding region runs from base 1 to 1695 and encodes 564 amino acids. Gene Ontology annotation, biological process: L-arginine biosynthetic process. Gene Ontology annotation, cellular component: mitochondrial matrix. Lineage: Eukaryota; Fungi; Ascomycota; Sordariomycetes; Amphisphaeriales; Pseudomassariaceae. The record is from RefSeq and is a predicted model, not a curated record.